CCGGAACCUUGCUGGGAGGAUCGCGGGCCAGUGGCCCUCAUCCCCGCCUCGGCAUCCGCCGCUGACGUCGCGUGAGAAGUCUGGGGAGGGAGGAGCUCCGAAAGGCGGGCUCGGGUGGCCGGCAGCGCCUGGGAGGGCCAGGUCGGAGAGAGGAAGCUCCUCCCCUGUGCGCCCCGCCGCCGCAGAGUUGACCAGUCUCUAGAAGAGAAGAGUCCGCUCCGGCUCCGGAUAAGCAGCGGCUUGGCGUGGGCUGCGCGGAGAAUGGACGGCCUCAUGACCUCAUGUCCAGCAGGCUGUAGGGCCUGCCGAGCCGGCUCGCGCAGGGGAUGGAGCCACGGGAGCGGCGCCGCGGGAGCGGCGGGCACUUCCGGAAUCGAUCGGCUGCUUGAGUGCCCGCGCCACCCGCUACCAUGAACGAGGAGGCCAUCUGCAGCGUCCUGCCCACCAUCUCGUACCACAAGCUCGCCGACUUGCGCUACCUGAGCCGCGGCGCGUCCGGUACCGUGUCUUCUGCCCGCCACGCAGACUGGCGCGUUCGGGUGGCCGUGAAACACCUGCACAUUCACACCCCGCUGCUCGACAGUGAAAGAAAUGAUGUCUUAAGAGAAGCUGAAAUUUUACACAAAGCUAGAUUUAGUUACAUUCUUCCAAUUUUGGGAAUUUGCAAUGAGCCUGAAUUUUGGGGAAUAGUUACUGAAUACAUGCCAAAUGGGUCAUUAAAUGAACUCCUACAUAGGAAAAAUGAAUAUCCUGAUGUUCCUUGGCCAUUAAGAUUUCGUAUUCUGCAUGAAAUUGCACUAGGUGUAAAUGACCUGCACAAUAUGAAUCCUCCUCUACUUCAUCAUGACCUGAAGACUCAGAAUAUCUUAUUGGAUAAUGAAUUUCACGUUAAGAUUGCAGAUCUUGGCUUAUCAAAAUGGCGCAUGAUGUCCCUCUCACAAUCACGAAGUAGUAAAUCUGCACCAGAAGGAGGGACAAUUAUCUAUAUGCCACCUGAAAACUAUGAACCUGGACAAAAAUCAAGGGCUACUAUCAAGCAUGAUAUAUACAGCUAUGCAGUUAUCACAUGGGAAGUUUUAUCUAGAAAACAGCCUUUUGAAGAAGUCACCAAUCCUUUGCAGAUUAUGUAUAGUGUGUCACAAGGACAUCGACCUGACACUAAUGAAGAAAGUUUGCCAUUUGAUAUACCUCAUCGAGCACUUAUGAUCUCUCUAAUAGAAAGUGGAUGGGCACAAAAUCCAGAUAAAAGACCGUCUUUCUUAAGUUAGUGUACAGUUUUAAUCUGGGCCUUUUGAAUUACAAAAAUAACAAAUACACUGUAAAUAAAAUAUUCCU
This is a messenger RNA of Lagenorhynchus albirostris (white-beaked dolphin), 1335 nucleotides long. RefSeq names its product receptor-interacting serine/threonine-protein kinase 2-like. Gene Ontology annotation, biological process: positive regulation of canonical NF-kappaB signal transduction; protein phosphorylation; innate immune response. The record is from RefSeq and is a predicted model, not a curated record. NCBI's taxonomy places the organism in Eukaryota, Metazoa, Chordata, Mammalia, Artiodactyla, Delphinidae. The transcript has 6 exons. Gene Ontology annotation, molecular function: JUN kinase kinase kinase activity; ATP binding. Bases 411 to 1268 code for a protein of 285 amino acids.